Molecule: messenger RNA, 746 nt
Organism: Electrophorus electricus (electric eel)
Lineage: Eukaryota; Metazoa; Chordata; Actinopteri; Gymnotiformes; Gymnotidae
Gene: ccl44
Product: chemokine (C-C motif) ligand 44
Biological process (GO): immune response
Cellular component (GO): extracellular region
Molecular function (GO): chemokine activity
Source: RefSeq, a predicted model, not a curated record
GCAGCAGCCAACGCGGUGGAUUCACUCCAGGUGGAAGCUCGACCAUGUCGCUGCAGGCCAUAUCUGUGCUGUCGGUCACUGUCAUCCUCCUUGGGUCCCUGGAAGGAAAGGGGGUGAUGCAACGGGAUGUGCAGUGCUGCAUGCAGUACUCGCAGGGCAAGGUCCGCACAAAAGACGUCCUCGAGUUUGAGAUGCAGACAGAGGGGCCCGACUGCAGCAUACGAGCCAUCAUAUUGUACACUAAGAAGGCGGUGAAGUGUGCAGACCCCAGGGACAGGAAAGUGAAGAGGUUACUACGAAAACUGAUCCAGAGGCAGAGAGCCAAAGCCCACAGGACCAUGUGGCUCCAGCCGCAUGGGAACCUGCCUGUCAUGUCUGAGAUCCAGUAAACAAUGAGGGAAAGGAGUUGACUGAUUUCUCCAGCCCUUUAAACUUUGUCACUGUCCUAUUGAAAGUUUGUAGAUCCAUAACUUUCAUUACCAAACAGUAUGCUAUCCCAGCAAGAUUGUGAUAUUUAGAUGUCUUCUAAACUGACUGUUAAUCUAUAUGCCAAAGUAUUCUCCUUUUUAACUCUGUACUUCAAGCUUGUUAAUUAUCUAUAUACAUUAUCUAUAUCUUAAAAGAAAUACAAGCUGUUAUAUAGAGUUAAAGUGAUAUGACUGUUCUUGGCUCAAACUUAGUGCAAUUACUAAUUCUCUUAUGUAUGGUGAUGCAAUCAAUUUUUAUAUAUAAAGAAAUAUGUGACA